Adineta steineri is the source of this 945-nucleotide messenger RNA. The record is from the annotation of a GenBank genome assembly. NCBI's taxonomy places the organism in Eukaryota, Metazoa, Rotifera, Eurotatoria, Adinetida, Adinetidae.
AUGGUAUUCAUAUGUGUCACAUGUCCUUGUAUAAAAAAAUACUUACCAUUACUAAGUUCGAUUAUUUUUUUUCUUAUAUUAUUUUAUACAAAUGCUGUUGUAACAACAAUUGCAGAUCGUAUUGCACCAUAUUAUCAACCCGCAUUACCUGAUAUUGGUCAUAAAAUUUUACCCUAUUGGAGUUAUUAUCAAAUAAAUAAUUACUUAAUUAUAAUUGGUUAUGUAUUUGUCUUUAUCAGAUUUUUACCACAAUCUGACAUUCGUAUUACUGUUUUUCGUCGAUGGUUUUUUGUACAAGGUUUAAUGUUUGGUAUGCGUAGUGUGUCUAUUUUUGUCACUUCACUUACUGUGCCACAGCCAGGUUGUGUUACUAAUAUAACAGAAUUAGCAACACCAGCUGUCGAAGCAUUUUAUGUUAUAUUCGCAUUACGUUCGACAUGUGGUGAUGUACUUUUUUCAGGUCAUACAGUAGCAUUCACAAUUUGUGCUCUUUGUUGGACAACUUAUGCUCGAGGUGAAGAAUAUCGACCAUUCGUAUUUAUUUAUCGUAAAUGUGGUUUUACACGAGAAUUUCAUUUUCCUGAAUGGUUCAUUCGACCUAAAUUAGAUGCUGUUGGAGAUCCUAUGACACUUUAUUUAACAACUUAUAUUGUUUGGUCUUAUUCUGUAGCUGGUUAUUUAAUUAUUAUUGCUACUCGAUUUCAUUAUACUGUUGAUGUUUUCCUUGGUUGUUUAUUAACAGUAUUAACUUGGUAUACAUAUCAUUCCUAUGUUAAAAGACUUUUAGAGAAGAGAAGAUUUCUUAUUGCAAGAAUAUUUGUUUGGUUCGAAGGAUUAGAAGGUGAUGCAUCAACAUCCAUUAGUUUACUCAAUGGACCUGUACCAAAUCAACCAACAGAAUUACCACCUGUUGCUGUCGUUAGUGCUGGUGAUGCAAGAUUUUAA